This is a messenger RNA of Caenorhabditis briggsae, 1758 nucleotides long. Gene Ontology annotation, biological process: amino acid transport; transmembrane transport. Gene Ontology annotation, molecular function: amino acid transmembrane transporter activity. The record is from RefSeq and is a predicted model, not a curated record. Bases 1 to 1758 code for a protein of 585 amino acids. Gene Ontology annotation, cellular component: plasma membrane. Lineage: Eukaryota; Metazoa; Nematoda; Chromadorea; Rhabditida; Rhabditidae. The transcript is spliced from 10 exons.
AUGACAACACGAAUCUGGAAAGCGAUAACGCGGAAGAAAAGAUUUGAAGGGGACUCCCAUUUGGACACAAACCUCCGCAGAUGUCUUGGUCUUAUGGAUAUCACAUUUUUGGCUUUGGGUCAAAUGAUGGGAGCUGGGAUAUAUGUGCUCACGGGUACUGUAGUCAGAAAUCAGGCGGGACCAUCGAUUGUGUUUUCAUUCAUUUUGGCUGGAAUCGCAGCGUUGCUUUCUGCGUUUAGUUAUGCGGAAUUUGGAGCGAGAUUCCCACGAGCUGGAAGUGCCUACACCUACACUUACAUUGGAUUUGGAGAACUCUGGGCGUUUAUUGUUGGCUGGACCAUCCCACUUGAGUACAUGAUUGGGAAUGCUGCUGUUGCUCGCUCCUGGUCCGCAUAUUUCGAUAAUCUUCUGGACAAUUAUGUGAAAAAUACAACGAUUGGAUUGGUGGGAGAGAUGGGGGAGCCCGGCGGAUUCUUCUCUACAUAUCCAGAUGUUCUAUCAUUCAUUUUGAUUUGUCUGUGUGCCAUUGUGAUUGGAAUUGGAUCCAAAGUUUCAGCACAUGUGAAUACAAGUUUUGUGGUCUUGAAUAUUAUUGUCAUUACCAUCGUCAUCAUCUCUGGAAUGUGCUAUGCUGAUUUCAACAAUUGGACAGGUACCACUUCCGAUGGUCGAUCCAAUUUUUUCCCAUAUGGUGUCACUGGAACGCUUACCGGUGCUGCCACAUGUUUCUUCUCCUAUAUCGGCUUUGAGGUUUUGGCAACCGCAGGAGAGGAAGUUAAAUCUCCCCACCGAACCAUUCCUGUUGCCACUUUUCUGAGUAUCGGAGUCAUUAUGACUCUCUACAUUUUAGUAUCUUCCACAUUGACAUUGAUGGUUCCGUAUGACCAGGUCCAUACAACUGCACCAUUCGCCGAAGCGUUUGAUGCUCGUGGAUGUACCGUAGUCAAAUACAUCAUCUCGAUUGGAGCCCUAAUCGGACUAUCCAACAAUUUGGUCACUGGAGUUUUUGCUCUACCAAGAGCUGUUUAUGCCAUGGCAGAUGAUGGUCUUCUUUUUGGAUGGUUGGCACAAGUAAAUUCGUAUACAAAGGUUCCAUUGAACGCAAUUGUGGUGUUUACAUUGAUCAAUGCGGUCAUUUCGCUGGUUUUUGAUAUUGAGGCAUUGGUUGAAUUCCUCUCAAUCGGAACCCUCUUUGCAUAUUCGUUCGUCUCCGCUUCUGUCCUUGUCCUUCGCUAUCAAUCCGCUCCGAUCGACGGAGAUGAAAAACGAAUGGAUGGUGGUGGAGAAUUAAGCUCAUGGAUUCCUGCUCGAAACUUUUGGGAAUCUCUUCCAUCUGGAACAUCCAUAUCUCUAGCUGUUGCUGCAUUGAUAGCCUCCUUUUUCUGGCUCUCGUUCACAUUUAGAACUGGUUUCUAUGAAAGUUGGUAUGGUCAGGUGUCGGUUGGAUUCAAUGGAUUGUGUAUAGUUUUGAUAAUGGCAUUUAUUUUGGGACAUUCUCAAAAUUCGUUGAAGACUAAUUUCAAGGUUCCUUGUGUGCCAUUCCUUCCUUGUCUCUCCCUCCUUGUCAACGUUUUCAUGAUGUCCUAUCUCACAUCUGCCACGUGGCUUCGGCUAUUUGUAUGGAUGGGUGUUGGACUUCUAAUCUACUUUGCCUAUGGAAUCCGGCAUUCCAAAGAAGCAAGACGGCUAACAACAAUAGCAGACAUCCGAAUGAGUUCAACGUUUCCAAAUAAGAAUAAUCGAAUUCCAAAGACUUAA